This is a messenger RNA of Brassica napus (rape), 2959 nucleotides long. Its product is annotated as S-protein homolog 5-like. Lineage: Eukaryota; Viridiplantae; Streptophyta; Magnoliopsida; Brassicales; Brassicaceae. The record is from RefSeq and is a predicted model, not a curated record. Bases 2126 to 2581 code for a protein of 151 amino acids. The transcript has a single exon.
AUACAAAGAACAGAAGAUGCAAGAAAUUAAGCUAAACAACAACUCAAUCUUAGCUAAACAAACAACUACAAGCAAAGCAACAGCAAGACCAUAGGCUACACCAAACUCAGCCCAAACUCCUGCCACAAAAUUGGAACCACAAUUAAAACGAGAACUGAACCAGGUAGAUUUGGUAGUGCCCGGUGACCAGUUCUUAAUGAUUAGCUCCUUAAGAACAUCUCGAGAGAGACCUUCUUAUCGGCAGCAACCAUAGACAGUGAGCAACGCCUGAGUACGCUCACCCGCGUAGACAGAGAUGAGCUUUAUUUGGAGAGAAAGACCACCCCAGACCACCACACGCCAUGGACCUACACCAAGAGACAGAGAAAGCCAACACAACCUCAGUAAAACAAGUAAAUUUGCAUUUUCUCAUGGCCUGGAAUUGUUAGGACGUUUGAUAUCUUUAGGGCAGAUAGGGAUGAUAGUAAAACAAGUAAAUUUGGAAUAUGUAGUGAAUGUAUUUGGUAUAUAUCUGAGUCAGAUCCAUGUCGUAAUCGACGCGGUGGAGACUCUCUUUUCUGUUUUUCAUGAGUUUCUUAAUCAUAUCAAAAAAUAUUUCUCCUAUAUAUAUGUUUAUUUCAUAUCAAAGGGAAAACACAUUCUUUCAUAUAUAUACGAUUUCCUUUAUUUUCUUAUUAAUCCUCUUUAACUUGAGUUCAAAGAUUAAAGAAAGAGUAAAUCUGGCAUAUUCACUGUUUUUUUUUAUUUUGCUGAUGUACAUUUGAUGAAACUGAAAUACAACAUUGUAAGUAGAUUCUAGAGCUUUUAUUUUUUAUGAUUUGUGUCUAUAUAUUCUUGAAAUUUAUGUAUUUUUAUUUUAGUUUAAAUGUUUUAGGUUUUAUUUGUUUUAUACUAUUAUCUUUUUAUUUAUUUUUUUGCUUUGAUUAUGUUUUGGUUUCUGGUUGGGAUUUCUUAUCAAUUGUGUCAAUUUCUCUAAAUUUCUCUAAAUUUGAGUUUGUGAUUAUGUAUUAUUUUUUUGUUUUUAUUAUGUUUUGUUUGAUUAUUUAUCAAUUUUUCAUAUAGAUUUUUAUUUUUAUUCUUUUAAAUUAUGUAUUUUUACUAAAUUUUUAUUUGUUCACCAAUUGAUGUAAAAAUCUUUUUGAACUGAAAAUUAACUCUUUAUAUGAAAUAUUUAUAUGUUAUGAACUGAUUUAUUUAAGGUUUUAAGGUAAAAAAAAUGAGUGAUGUGGAAUAAUUGAUAAAUAUUUUUAAAUGAUGCUGACCUGUUGCUCUCUAGUUUCUUGCUUGCUAACAUGACAAAAUUUAUUUUAUGUUUGGUUAGAGAAAUUUUUACUUAUUAGAUUUUAUGAUUUUUGAAACAAAUUAAUUAUAUAUUAAACGUGUUGAAAUAUAUUUUACUAUAGCUUGAAGUUGUUUAAAAUUAUUCAUCAAAUCUAUGUUCUUAAAACAAAAUUACUUUAAUCUUUAGUAAAUCAAAUAUAAAUGUAUUAGUAUAACUAUAUUAAUUAAUUUAUUUAUUUUUAUAAAUUAUUUUUAUUGUUUAUUUUAUGGUAUAAAAUCACAUAUAACCUAUCAUAGUUUCAAUUUAGUUAUGUAUACUUAAAUGCUAAAAAUAAAUUAUUUAUUUUAAAUAUGUAUAUUCAUAACUCAAUUAUUAAAUAUUAUAAUAAUUUAGCAUGUAUGAUGAUUAAACUAAAUAUAUAUAUUUUAUUAAAAAUAAAAUUGUAAUCUUUAAAAUAUUAAAGAAUGUAUAUUACAUUAAUGACAAAUAAACUUUCAUAUUACUCUUUAUUUAUUUAUAAAUAAGUGAUUAAGAAUAAUAAAUGUUCUUUAUAUUUAUUAAAUUUAUAAUUUUAUAGUAACUAUUUAUAAAUGUGAUGUUCUUAAGUGUCAAAAUUUUAGAUAUUAUAUUUGAUGAGGUGUCAAUCUUUUAUGGGAAGUAACAACUUUUUAUAUAUAUAAAUUUCAUCUUUGUAAGUUAUCAUUUCUAAUUUUUCACAUCUUUCUUAAACAACAGAUUUGUAUCCCCAUAAAAGAAGAGUAACUAAAGGAUAUAAUAAUUUUUUUGAAUAUAUAAAUACAAUUUUCAUAAAAAACCAUAUAACAAAUUAGUAAAAAAACAUCAAUGGCUUCCUCAAUAAACAUUCACUUCAUUUUCGUGCUAAUAACAUUUCUAAUUAUCCUUAGAACUUCAUUAUCAUAUGAACACAUUUCAACUGUCGAUGGGAUUUUGCCAUUCUCACCUAAACAUGUUGUGGUCACUAACAAACUGGUUGCACAAUUUGGAUUGCUCGUGCACUGUACGAGUCAAGAGACAGAUUUGGGGGUCAUAUCGGUCUUAAUAGACCAAAGUUUUGAUUUCAGAUUUCGUGUUAAUAUUCUUAAAACAACGAAAUUUAGUUGCAUUUUCUCGUGGCCUGGAAUUGUUAGGACGUUUGAUAUCUUUAGGGUCGAUAGGGACGAUAGUUCAACAAGUAAGUGUGGAAUAUGCAGUGAAUGUAUUUGGAACAUAUCGGAGUCAGGUCCAUGUCGUAUUAGACGUGAUGGAGGCUCUCCUUGCUGUUUUCCAUGGUCUUCUUAACCAUAUCAAAAUAUUUAUCCUAUACUUCUUUCAUAUGAAGGAAAAUAAACUAUUUCAUAUAUACAACAAAUAAAGAUUUUUUAGAGAAGAUAUAAAUAAACAUUUCUACUAUAUCAAUCUUUUUUAAAAUUGUUUGAAAUGGUUGACCCAUAUUUGUCACUUUUCUCUUCUAAUAAUUGUUAGUUUUCAUAUACCCAUGACAUUUCAUUCUGUUUGUUUAUGUUCUCUCUAAGUCCGAAACGAGAUUUAAUGAUGUUUGUGGUGGAUCUACAAAGCUAUGUACAACAAUCAUGAACCGUUCAAAGGAAAGAAAAAUAAAAUAAAAUAAAGAGACUUUGUAGAUCCACCACAAAUAUUUAUACAUAAGAGUAUCUUGUA